AUGCCGUCCGAAUGCGAUGGAGCGGCGUCGGAAGGCAUUCGCAACCUCAGGAAGCGGUUGGCUGGCCUGGACACCGAGGAGGGCAGGAUGAAGGCGUUCCAGUUCAAGCCCCGCACCGACGACGUGUUCAUCGUCACGUGCGCCAAGGCGGGCACGACGUGGAUGCAGCAGAUAGUGCAUGGGCUUCGAACAGGUGGCAGCAUGGAUUUUGAUGAAAUCAGUCUUGUCAUCCCACACAUAGAGCUGGCACACGAUGCAGGAUAUACCGACCUUGAUGCGGAGCAGGUUGCUCUGCCCAGGGUGUACAAAACACACUUUUGGUACGACCAUACUCCAAAGGGGGCACGCUACAUCUAUGUGGUGAGGGACCCAAAGGACAUGUCACUGUCAUUCUUCCACUUCAUGCAGAGCUGGUUCUUUGAGCCUGGCGAGGUGUCCCUGCUGGAGUUCCUGGAGGAAUUCGUCCUAGCCAGAGGCAAACCUGUCAGCGUCAUGCAAAACGCGUCUUUCUGGGACAACAUCGCGUCGUGGUGGCCCCACAGGUUGGAUCCCAACGUCCUGUGGCUGCACUACGAGGACCUGAAGCAAGACCUACCCGCCUGUGUCAAAUUGGUGGCGGAGUUCAUAGGCAAGGGGGCGGAGGAUGAGGAUCUUCAGAAGCUGGUGGUCGAGCAG
This is a messenger RNA of Ostreobium quekettii, 675 nucleotides long. Lineage: Eukaryota; Viridiplantae; Chlorophyta; Ulvophyceae; Bryopsidales; Ostreobiaceae. The record is from the annotation of a GenBank genome assembly.